AUUGAAUGUACACCCAAUGGAUUAUUGGAUCCAUUUUGAUUUUUGCUUCUUCUACCAUAGACCCCAUACCUUUGGAUAAUUAAUUUUGAUAUGUGUAUACUCUUCUUUAGGUUUAUCUAGAAACAUUACAGAUAAAAAAUGAUGAGCAUGAAUUUAUCAAAUCGGGUGGUUGACGAGAACAAUUGCUUAUUAUUUUUUAAUUUGGUUAUGUGAAAUUGACUUUGUUCCUGUCUUGUUUGUUUUUCGGUAAUAUCAUUUAUGAGUUUCAAUUAAUUAGUGUUUCUUUUAUUUUUACUACAACAUACUCCGUAUAUUGAAGUAGGAAUCUGCUAGCUAUUUUUUAAGUUAGUAAUUGUGUUUUUUUACAUUCAUCAUAUCAAAAUUUUAUUUUAAAUUUAUGUUAAUAUGUCACAGCUAAUGUCAUCGGAAGACUCUGAAUUCAGCUCCACUACUGGAUCACCAUCAAGCGCAGAGUCACUUUCUCUUAUCAAGACAAUUUUUAGAGAUGAUAGUUUCGAUGAAGAAGCUGACUCAUUCAUGGUUGAAACUUCCACGGUUCAGGUUCCAAUUUUGAUUUCAACGUUUUUAACAGGUAAAAAACGUCCACAUGGGGGCUCAACUGCUGGUAGAGAAUACAUUUAUCGUGAUAGGAAAGAUCGCCAUGAUUUGAUUAAAAGUGACUACUUCAUUGGUGAGAAGUCAAAGUAUACUCCAGAUAAGUUUCGCCGUCGAUUUCGUAUGGAUAUUAACCUAUUCGAGCGAAUUUUGCAUGCAGUAGAGAAUUACGAUAAUUACUUUACACAAAAGGUUGAUGCCGUUGGAAAAAUAGGGUUGAGUCCUUUACAGAAAGUUAUAGCAGCAAUACGAAUGCUUGCAUACGGUUGUUCAGCUGAUUCCCUUGAUGAAUAUGUUCAAAUUGGUGAGAGUACUGCAAUUGAAUGCCUUAAAAAAAUUUGUGAUGCUAUAAUAGGAUUGUUUGAAGAACAAUAUCUUAGAAAACCAAAUAAGUUUGAUAUCGCUAGUCUAUUAAAAGAUAGUGAAGCUCGCGGAUUUCCAGGAAUGCUUGGUAGUCUAGAUUGUAUGUGUUGGGAUUAUGGGCCAGGUCCAAUACUAUCGACCCAAUAUGCCUGGGCUCGGGCGCGAACCAGGCUCAGCACACGGUCCGGCUAGAUAAUAUGGUCCUUGGAUUGAUUGGUUUAACUCUGGGGCCGACCAGCCCAUUGGCCUUGGAUCAGGCUUCUUGUUUUAGUUGUUUAAUUGGGCCAAGCCCAUUAGCAUUUGACAAACCUCUUGUAAGCGCCUAUAAAUAGGCCGCCCCUCCUUUUGUGUUGGAGAAGUCACUUUUACUGUACUGAAUUGCUGCCGAAUUUUCUACUCAACAUAUUUUCUACCAACAUUGGUGCUUUCAUU
This is a messenger RNA of Cuscuta europaea, 1410 nucleotides long. The record is from the annotation of a GenBank genome assembly. NCBI's taxonomy places the organism in Eukaryota, Viridiplantae, Streptophyta, Magnoliopsida, Solanales, Convolvulaceae.